AUGACAUCAACUACAACAGCUCCUAUUAAUUUAUCAACAGGAAACUGUGAAGACCUUGAAGAUGAACUACGACGAAUGAAAUUAGGUUUAGGCAUUGGUUUAGGUUCUGGUAUGCUGAUAACUAGUGCAUUGGCGAUAGGUAUUUAUAUUUAUUUUUCUAGACGGUAAGAACAUUGUUUGUAUGGUAAAGACUUCGAUUUCGAACUGUCUCUCUCUAUUAUAGUCUUGCACAAGUACCAGUAUUGGCAGCUGGAGAAGGGCCAGAAUACACUCAGUUGUAAUAGUAUGCUAUGCACUUCAAAAAAUAUUGACUUUUAUGUUCAAACAAUAAUAUAAUGAAAUAUUUUUAUAGCGUCAUUUUUGUUGUAUUCAAGAAUAUUCGAUUAAUAAAAUAGCUAUAUUUUUCAUUUCACUUAUAGUAGAUCAUCUUAAUAACGACGGAAAAACAAGUGUUGUAUUGACUUGGAACAUAAGUUUUGCAUGUUUUUCGAUUCAUCAAUAAAAUUUAUUUUUCUACAAUGAUGUGCAAC
Molecule: messenger RNA, 530 nt
Organism: Rotaria sp. Silwood2
Lineage: Eukaryota; Metazoa; Rotifera; Eurotatoria; Philodinida; Philodinidae
Source: the annotation of a GenBank genome assembly